Messenger RNA from Eurytemora carolleeae, 1393 nucleotides. RefSeq lists its product as uncharacterized. The transcript is spliced from 7 exons. Bases 36 to 671 code for a protein of 211 amino acids. Lineage: Eukaryota; Metazoa; Arthropoda; Copepoda; Calanoida; Temoridae. The record is from RefSeq and is a predicted model, not a curated record.
UAAGAGCAGUUGUGAGUGAAGUGUUGAAUGUUAAAAUGCUCAAAUAUUUUCUAUUUUGUAUUUUACAUUGUGUUUUAGUCAAUUCAACAUUAGGAUGGAACAAGGAAAUCACGAAAAAAAUUGGUCACUUCAAGGACGGUAUUCUUUACAGAUCAGAAACUAUUGGGGAGUCAGCUGGGCAAUGUUACCAGUAUACAUGGUUGGGACCAGAGAACAAGAAUACAAACAAAACAGAGAGAUGUUCAGAUCUAGAGACCGAUGAUGCUGAGGAGAAAAGACCUUGUUUUGCUCCGCUUGUUUGGACUUUCAAUGAUGAGUUAGGGAGUAACCGACCUGACCCUAAGGAUAUAGUGGAUGCAUGCAACAAGAAGACCCCACCAUGUGACCCAACCUGUAUUAAGUCAGGGGGUCAAACUUGCGUCAAAUACACUCUUAUGAGUAAUAAUAUUGACAAUGCCGUUGUACGAGAAACAAGUUUUUGUGGCCGUGUAGUGUCUGAUGGUGUUACAGUAAGCAACGAUGUCUGUAGAACUCAGAAGGACUCUGCUGGUUACAAUGUAGAACUGUGCUCAUGUUCAUCUUCCCAAUUCUGUAACGCGGCAUUCAAGAAUACACAGUCCUCAGUCGUCUUUGUUCUUCUUUCACUUGCCAUUGCUUUUCUUUUAAGAUGAACAUUAGAAAGUAACUCUAAAAAUUAUAGAAAAUAUGACAAAAUAUACAUAAUUUAAGAAAAUAUAACAUAAUAUAAACAUUAACAUCAACUCGUGAAAUCAUUUUUAAGAAUAUUAAAAGUAAAGCUGUGAAGUGUAUCAUGACAUUAACAAAAUCCUGAAACUUUAGGAGUUUGUCUCUUUAGGAGUUUGUCUCUUUAGGAUUUUGUCUCUUUAGGAGUUUGUCUGAUCAGGAAUUUUUCUCUUCCUUUAGGAGUUUGUCUGUUCAUGAGUUUGUCUGUUCAGGAUUUUGUUUCUUCAGGAGUUUGUAUCUUCAGGAGUUUGUCUCUUUAGGAGUUUCUUUCUUUAGGAAAGUGUCUCUAGCUUUAGGAGUUUGUCUGUUCAGGAGUUUGUCUCUAUAGGAGUUUGUAUCUUCAGGAGUUUGUCAGUUCAGGAGUUUGUCUGUUCAGGAUUUAGUCUCUUCAGGAGUUUGUCUCUUUAGGAGUUUUUUUUUUUUCUCGAGUUUGUCUCUUUAGGAGUUUGGGUGUUCAGGAGUUUGUCUCUUUAGGAGUUUGUCUCUUCAGACGUUUGUCUGUUCAGGAUAUUUUAUUUGAGGAGUUUGUCCUGAUGCUCCUUGAAGUAAAGUUUGAAUGUUUCUUCUUCUAUGUUCCAGUAAAAUAUCUAGAAUUGUAAUACUUUUGUUUGACUUGUACGAGAAAAGACAAAUAAAAGAAUAAAACUUA